Molecule: messenger RNA, 2062 nt
Organism: Rana temporaria (common frog)
Lineage: Eukaryota; Metazoa; Chordata; Amphibia; Anura; Ranidae
Product: pyroglutamylated RF-amide peptide receptor-like
Exons: 6
Coding region: 729-2015 (428 amino acids)
Biological process (GO): G protein-coupled receptor signaling pathway
Cellular component (GO): membrane
Molecular function (GO): neuropeptide Y receptor activity; peptide binding
Source: RefSeq, a predicted model, not a curated record
UUAUGAGCUGAUGGAGGGCAGCAUUGAGGCUGGCACCCAGGGAAUGUUUGUAUUUUAUGUUAUAAACUAUAAAUUCAGACUGCAUUUCAUUUCCUUUUCAUAUAUUUGCCUGCUCUUCCCCCAUCCACUGCAUUCUCAUAUUUACUGAGCAGAAAGUACACAAGACCUCUGGUCACAUAAAGCAAGAUUUUAAUCACAGGCUUGCAAUCAGCCUGACAGCAAGCAGAAGUCUAUUAUACAUAUAAGCAGCAAUGCUGCAACCAGAUGCUCAGUCUUCUGUGUGCUUCUCUGGCAUGCACCGCAACGCAGACACCGUUUGAUGGGCUGCUGCAAGGCAUUGAAAAGAGGAAAAAGAAGGAGGGGAAAUUAUCAUUCCCAGUCCUGAAGAGGAGGAGAGAAACACAAGUAACAUUGCCCUGUAGGAAGAAGAGACAUGCAAUCCAUCACUCUUUGGAUAGCACUGUGAAAAACUAUGAGCUAUGUCAUACUGGUGGAACAGCUCUAUAAAAAAAAGUGCCUUCUUCAUGGACCACUUAAAGCAGCUGACAGGUGAUGGAUUGGUGACUGACAGUACUCAGUUACUAUGCUACUUCAACGUUUAAGGUCUUUGCUGCUGUACUUCUGGAUUGUGGUCACAUGGGUCUCGGACCAGCCAUGUGAGACUGACUGGCUAAGCUGGUGGACUUGUGGCAUUGUUAAGAGUAGUCUCAGCCAGGAACUUCAGCACCAUGGACAGAAGACUCAACAUCACUCCAGAAACCUUCAACCAACUGCUGAAAGAGCACAAUAUGAGCAGGCUGGAGUUCAUUGCAGCCUAUGGACUCAAGCCACUGGUUUAUAUCCCAGAGCUGCCCCUCAAUGCCAAGGUCAUCUUUUUGGUUCUAUAUAUCAUUAUCUUCAUCUUAGCUUUGUUUGGCAACAGCCUUGUGGUCUACAUCAUUAUCAGGAAGAAAGCAAUGAGAACAGCCACUAACAUCUUUAUCUGUUCUCUGGCUUGCAGUGACUUGCUGGUAACUUUCUUCUGUAUCCCGUUCACUUUGCUGCAGAAUAUUUCAUCUGAGUGGCUGGGAGGGCCCUUUGUCUGUAAAAUGGUUCCUUUCAUUCAGACAACAGCCGUUGUGGCCAGCACAUUAACAAUGACCUGCAUUGCAGUGGAAAGAUACCAAGGGAUUGUCCAUCCACUGAAAAUGAAGAGGCAGUACACAAACAGGAGGGCCUACAAAAUGCUUGGGCUUGUGUGGACAAUCGCUAUUGUAGUAGGCUCUCCAAUGCUGCAUGUGCAGACAUUAGAGGUGAAAUAUGACUUGCUGUAUAACUUGUACCACGUGUGCUGCCUGGAGUCCUGGAGCAAUGCUGGCCUGCGCAGAGCCUAUGCCAUCUUUAUCUUGGUGGCUCUGUUUUUGGUACCACUUGCUGCGAUGCUGCUCCUGUACACCCGUAUCGGGUAUGAGCUGUGGAUUAAAAAGCGCAUUGGGGACUGUUCAGUGCUAAAUACUUUGAGCCGUAAUGAGAUGGCAAAGAUCACCAGGAAGAAAAAACGAGCUGUAAUGAUGAUGGUCAUUGUAGUCCUUUUCUUCACAGCCUGCUGGGCACCCUUCCAUGUGGUCCACAUAUUAUUUGAAUACAAUGACUUGGAAGAAGAAUAUGAUGAUGUCACAGUAAAAAUGAUUGUGGCCAUUGUACAAGCUGUUGGGUUUUUCAACUCAUUUAACAACCCAGUGGUUUACACUUUCAUGAAUGAAAACUUUAAGAAAAGCCUGGUGGCUGUGCUGUUCUGUCACUUUAGAGUUCAAGAACAAGCUGACAAACGGGAUUCUAAUAAUCUGGAGAAGCCCAAGGUUGGGACAUCCAACUUUCCUCAUAGGAGAGAGGGACGGAGCCCUCACAGUCAACUCAGUGCAGAGAACUUGGAACUCCGUCUAUGUGAGCAAUUUCCAGCUGCCAAACUGGAGUCUGUCACCUACCCUCUUGUGAACUCUCACAAAGACCUCCUACCCAACGGACAGUCUGCAUAAUCACUGCUGACCAGAGAUGGGCUUUCAGUCAAAGGAAGCUUUUUACC